AUGGACGUCAUUGCGGUGGACCUCGUUGCGGGCUCGCCUGCUCCCGUGGACCUCGUUGCGGGCUCGCCUGCUCCCGUGGACCUUGUUGCGGGCUUGCCUGCUCCCAUGGACGUUGUUGUGGGCUCGCCUGCCCCCGUGGACAUCAUUGUGGGCUCGCCUGCCCCCGUGGACGUCGUUGUGUGCUCGCCUGUCCCCGUGGACGUCAUUGCGGGCUCGCCUACCUGCGUGGACAUUGCAGUUCCUUUGUUCCCGCCCGUCCUGCCCUUUCCUGUGUCUGCUCCCCGUGGGCCUCCUGUACAAGAAGAGCUGCAGACACAGAGCAUCAGGCAGAGAAGUAGAAAGAGACACAGACCUCAGCAUCACUUCUUACAAAGAAAUUCAAACAUGGGGGGAUCAUCAUCAAGUUCUGCAUCAUGUUCAUCAUCUCCACCACGUCCAUCAACUCCACCACCAUCAAAACCUGAUAUUGUCUCUGUUUUUGCCGAUAAACAAGUGAAAGAAGGACAAGACGGCACUCUUUCCUGUGAGGCAAGCACAGGAGACGUAACAGUGAAGUGGGAGAAGAAUGGACGGAGCUUGGAAUGUGUGAUGGACAAGCACAUAAAAAGACAAAUUGGUAAAACGUUUAGCUUGACAAUCAAGGACACCACAAAGGAAGAUGAAGGGAACUACACAAUAAACCUGAGCAAUAGGUCUGGUAGUGCCUCAUGCUCUGCCAUGGUCAUUGUGGAACUCAAUGAAUGGAGGACUGUCCAAUGGAAACCAGAUCCAAUGUUAGAAACCCUAAAGACCUUCAAAGUCAGUAAUAGCGAAGUCAAAGAGCUUCGCUUCCUUCUGAAUGGACCAGUUGGAGCAGGAAAAUCCAGCAUCAUCAACACCAUCAAAACCAUUUUUCAAGGAUAUCAGUCCAUCAACUGUCUGGUUGCUUCAGAAUUAGGGAGCACGAGUUUUACAACUAAGUACCAGAAGUUCCCUGUGGAAUCAAGACCAUUCGCCUUAUAUGAUGUGAUGGGUCUGGAAAAUGACCAGGUAAAAAACGCAGGACAGGGAACAGAAGAAUUCAAACUACUAAAAGGAGUGCACUCUGAUGACAUCAUCAAUGCUUUAAAGGGCCACAUACCAAAUGACUAUGAAUUCAAACCUGAACAACCGAUGUCUGAAGACAAUAGAUAUUACAUCAGUGAUCCCACUCUGAAUGAUAAGAUUCACUGCCUAGUGAGUGUUAUCGCUGCAGACAAAAUUACCUUUAUGGAUAAUGAUGUCAUCCAAAAAAUUAAGACCAUCAGAGCAGAAGCCAGUAAAUUAGGAAUCCCUCAGCUGGUUUUCCUGACAAGAGUGGACCAGGUGUGCAAGAUGACACAGACUGAUUUGACCAAAAUCUACAAAAGCAAGAAGAUCAAGGAGAAAAUGCAAGAGUGCAGUGUAAGACUGGGAGUCCCUAUGAACUGCAUCUUCCCUCUGAAGAACUAUCAUGAGGAGACAGAGAAGAACGAGAAGCUGAACUGCCUGAUGCUGGAGGCCUUCAGACAGGCUGUGUACUCAGCUAAUGACUACGUGAAAAAUCUUUCAGACAAAAAGAAACAUGUGGAAUGAUUCUUCCUCAGAAAAGCUUGUCUAACUGUACACAGGCAAGGUGGAGCUAAAAGGGAGGUGUUUCGGAUAAAGUGGCCAGCUUGUGUAUAGGAAGUCUUUAAAAAGGUUUACUUCUAUUCUUACUGUCCAUUGUUAAUAGCCUUGAUCAAAAGCAUGCAUUAUUUUAACUAAGGCAUGCAAUUUUAGACAACCGCCAUAUUUUUGUUUAUAAGUGAGUCAGUUACAAAUGAAAAAGUCAGAUUUAAAAGGAUAUGAUGUGUUUUUCUUUUUUCUGCAAAAAUCUAUUAAGUGAAUGAAUAUGUUUAAUUGCUGUUUUCAUGAACUGGAAACAUAUGAACUAGUUUCUUCUAAAUCUUUGUGCCUGAUUUUUAAAAAUAAA
Pygocentrus nattereri (red-bellied piranha) is the source of this 1972-nucleotide messenger RNA. RefSeq lists its product as uncharacterized. The transcript has 10 exons. The record is from RefSeq and is a predicted model, not a curated record. Lineage: Eukaryota; Metazoa; Chordata; Actinopteri; Characiformes; Serrasalmidae. The coding region runs from base 1 to 1593 and encodes 530 amino acids.